AUGGCCAGAACUCUCUCUCUCUCUGGGACACACCAGCGUUGUCCGUCAUCUCCACGACCAUCACAGCUUCGAGUCGGUCACUUCCAAGACCGGCUGGCUGACCUCAAGGUUACGGAGGGGGAAGGCCAAGUGCCACAGCCCGUGGAGCUCAUUCUUUCGUUUCUUGCAGCCGUGCUGUUCCCUGCUGCCCAUCGGCCCAAGAGAUCGUCCUCAAUGCCCUUGAAUCCCAUCCUGCAGAGCUCCCUGGAGGAGGUAGAACUGCUCUACGAGUUCCUGCUAGCUGAACUCGAGAUCGGCCCAGACCUGGAGAUCUCCAUCAGGGACGAAGAGCUCGCCUCCUUGCGCGAGGCACAGGCCUUCCGCACCGUCUGCAACGCUGUGAUCCCCAAACGCAUCCCCGACAUCCGCCGCCUCAGUGCCAGCCUCUCCAGCCACCCGGGCAUCCUCAAGAAAGAGGACUUCGAAAGGACAGCGCUGACCCUGGCCUACGCGGCCUACCGCACCGCCCUGUCCCAAGGGCACCAGAAGGACAUCUGGGCCCAGUCCCUGCUUAGCCUUUUCCAGGCCCUCAGGCAGGACCUGCUGCGGUCCUCAGGCUCCAGAGUGUCUGCCUGAGACACUGGCCCGCACCGGGACCUGGAGCGGGGCCCAGCACACACAGUAAUCCAGAAAUUCUUCAUUCUCCCCUCCACUUACACAGACCAGCAGCACAACACAUGCCACCAGCUCAGAGUAGCAGAGAUAAAAUGAUUCGGCCCCAUGCUCUUUACCUGUUGUAGCUUCCUGACAGGCGCAUCUGAUUCAUGUCACAGUGUGACCUGGGCCGGAAGAAAGGGCUGGAGGGGAUCAUUCAAGGUGCCUCCAGAGGCCGAAUGGUUCGCCUGGUGACAUGCAGAGUCUAGGAUCCGCUUCAACACUGAGUGGCUGCCUCAAACACCCACGAGAGAGGACACAGCUGGAGGAGACGUCAUAGAGGUUUGAGCACGGGGGGACGAUGGGGGACAGAUUUCUUUGGCCCUAAGAGAUCAGGGUGCUGGGUUGAACGCACAGCCUUCUGAAGGUUCUGUAGUAAGAUACAAAGAAGGGAGAGCUACAGCCAAUAAAUACGUUAGCCGAGGGUAGACUCCUCAACUUUUCUAAAGUCACCGAGACGAGUCAGAACAUCGGGAAUUGUCUGAGCGGGAUGUUUUGACUUUUCUCACCUGAAGGCUGGUCUGCCACAGACCGGCGGGCCUUGUCUUUAGAACAGAGAAGCCAAGCCAAUGCAGAGAGGGUCAUCCUAACCAAGGGGGGCACCAGCGGCCUUCCCUUUCCAUCCUAAUGCUCAAAUGCCUUAGCAUCGUCAGAGAACUCAGUGCUCCAAGCAAGGCUGAUUUUCAGAUGACGGAACUUUACUCUUUCAAAUGCUGAUUUUUCAUUUUAGUGAUAUCAACUUCGUAAUUCCAAAACUACGCAGAUGAAAUGCCUUAAGCUUUUAGUAUCUCUGAAACAUUCUAAUGAAGGGGUUGGAUAACAUAAUCGCUAAGACUCUUGGACUUCUGAAAUUUCCACAAUCAUUUCAUUAACCCUGAGAUAGCACACCCGGACCUGAGGGGUCUGCCGGGCUGUUACACCAACCCCGGGGGGUCCCGGGCUGCGCUAACUCUGUAUCCCAGCAAGUUUUCCUGCUGACUUCCUCGCUGUCAGGCUAGAAGCCUGCGCUCUUAUCUGUCACCAACAUCACUUGUCCUUUGCAUUUUGUUUUCUUAGCUGCCAUCGCCUAAAAAUAAGAUAGCUAGGCUUGUUAAAAUUAUGUGUUAAUGAGUUAAUGGAUGAAGGCCCCUGCCUGGAUUGAAGGGCCUGGGUUCCAGUAAAGAUUCCUCCCUCGCUCGGAGCUCUCUGGCUUCUCCCGGGUUUACAGCCUGGUCCUGGAGGCUCACAUCACGAACAGUCUGAUCUUUGAACGAGUGAGGUUUCCUUGGGCUAAAUUUGCCUUUGAAACGGGUAUUUACCAACUGUUAUUUGAUGAGGGCAACAGCUGGUCUGGACGUCUUUAAAAUCGUUGAGCACGUGAGUUCUGCCUGGCAGCACCAGCUGUGUGAUCUUUUUGGAGAAAUACUAGAAUGUGGGAGGAAGGUACCAGAGCAAAACACGGCUUUGCGUCCUGAUGGUCUCAGGCUCAGCAGGCUAAUAGCUCACGCCCUCUCCUUCUUCUUCCCUAAUCACACUGCUCGCUUACCCCCCUCAAAUGCGGACUGAUAGGUGCUUUUUGGCUCAGUUUUCCUCUCUAAUAUUACCUGCUCUCUUUGACAUGGCCACUCUGCUCACCUCUCUUUUUUUUUUUUAAUUUUAGUCUCUCUGCAGGGCUCUCCUUGGGCCUGAUUCUGAUUAUCUUUGCCCCCAUUUCUGGAAGCAGCUCCGGGCGCCCUGGGGCGACAUCUGUGUACUAUCUCCCCGCCCGCAUCCAUACCCUGAGCUCACUGGCCUGCGGUCUCCUUUGGGUCUCGCUGUCUGAUGAAACAAAGGGCAGAGUGGAGACGGG
This is a messenger RNA of Miniopterus natalensis, 2521 nucleotides long. NCBI's taxonomy places the organism in Eukaryota, Metazoa, Chordata, Mammalia, Chiroptera, Miniopteridae. The record is from RefSeq and is a predicted model, not a curated record.